GACAUAAGAAAAGAGUUCGUGUCUGGACAGCAGAAGACAGAGCGAAGCAUCGGGUGUUGGAGAAAGAGCGUCGCGAAGCUUUCAGCGACAAUCUUUUGGCAACUACUUGCUCGCGCUAUACCUGCUCUUGAGGAUAUCAAAGAAAGCAAAUUGUCUAAGCAUACAAUCGUCGAGGAAAGUCUCAGAUACCAUCAGCUGCAACAUCAACGGAUAGAGGAACUGCAGAAGUCAGUCGACACGCUCGUAGCAGAGCGAGAUUCAUUGAUAGCGGAGGUCAACCAGUGGAGACGAGUCUCGAGCACAGUAUCAGAUAUAGUGGAGCCAGGUGAGCUGUGCAAAAGCAUAGCACGACAUGAUGCGACCGGCUUCGAGGAAGUGCCGGAUUAUACAGGC
Messenger RNA from Aureobasidium melanogenum CBS 110374, 393 nucleotides. RefSeq lists its product as uncharacterized. The transcript is spliced from 2 exons. The record is from RefSeq and is a predicted model, not a curated record. NCBI's taxonomy places the organism in Eukaryota, Fungi, Ascomycota, Dothideomycetes, Dothideales, Saccotheciaceae. Gene Ontology annotation, molecular function: protein dimerization activity. The annotation marks the transcript as partial.